Messenger RNA from Sordaria macrospora k-hell, 3561 nucleotides. RefSeq lists its product as uncharacterized. Gene Ontology annotation, molecular function: potassium ion transmembrane transporter activity. Gene Ontology annotation, biological process: potassium ion transmembrane transport. Lineage: Eukaryota; Fungi; Ascomycota; Sordariomycetes; Sordariales; Sordariaceae. Gene Ontology annotation, cellular component: plasma membrane. The record is from RefSeq and is a predicted model, not a curated record.
AUGGGGUUUCUUGACUUAUUCCGCCGAAAGGUGACUGUUCAACCGGAACAAAAAUGGGACUUUAUCAGUCUCAAUGACUUCAAGUCCACAUCGAUCUUUACCCCUCUAGCGUACGCCUACCUAUGGGUUUCCAUCUGUAUCUCGUGCGCCGUCUACGUUGUCGACAUUUUCACCAUGGUUCAACUUUUGGCUUUCAAGCAGCAGUGGUCUUCCCAGGUUCAAUCGGCCUCGAUCAUUCCCCCCGACGUAUCAAAAUGGAUCUUCACCAUUUGCAUCAUUCUUUCUGCUGUCAACCUCAUAUACGAGCAUAUUCGUGCCAACCGGGCUAUGCGCACCGGAAGUGUCGCCGAGUCAUUCCUUGAUCACUUGGCCGCGAAACUCGAGAGUUUGCGCAUUUUCGGCGGAAAAGGAUGGAAGCGAUUUCUGGUUUUCGCUGCCUUGACUGAGAGUAAAAAGGGCGUCGAGUAUAUUGCUCUGUUCUGCUACUUUAAUUUCCAAUCAUGGAUCCGUGUUCUUCUAUGUUCUGGACCUCGCCAGGUUGUGAACGCAUUCAGUCUAUACUCCUUCUUCACCAGUGAACUCAGGAUAGACGGCCAGGACUUUGGAGACUCGGUAAUGGAUUUCUUCAGAAAGAUCGAGGCUUUCGCCGAGAACGACUACCGCCAAGCUGCUACUCUAUCCGGCAUGUGCUUUACACUGGUCAUCUGGAUCUUUUCAUUCCUGUCACUGCUGCUCUCCGCCGUCUUCUUCGUCUGCUUCCUGUGGUGUUACAUCCCUCGGGCGGAUGGCGGCUUGACUGGGUUCUGCGAGCGCAAGGUCAACAAGCGCUUGAAGCAAAUUGUGUCGGCCAAGAUCAACGCGGCAAUGGCUGAGGAGGAAGAAAAGAGGAAGAAGGCGCAGAUGAAAGCCGCCAAGAAGAAGGGCGAAGAUAGGCCGAUGACGAUGAAGGCGACACUACCAAAUGUUGGCGCUAGCAUUGAAAGCAGAACCGAGAAGUUGCCCGAAAUGCCAUCGCUCAGCAGGCAAGAUACCAUGGCCACCCUUCCGGCCUGCACCUCCCGACCGUCUACCCCCGGAGGCUACGAGCUUGGUUCGAUCGAAAAGCGACCGAUGCCGCCAUCCCGUGCAGGGACUUUUGCGACACAAUUCUCUGGUACCUCCAGUACGUCACUCAUCGGUGCAGCUGCCGAACCCGCUAGACAGCGCGCCAAUGAUGUUCCUACUGUUCCCAAGAUCGAUAUGAACAAUAUCCCGCCGACAAGAACAGCAACCAUGCUCUCGAAAAACAGCUAUGGAUUUGCGUCGCAGUCGAACUUCGAACCCCGUCCUCUUGCGAGGGCCGCCACUGGGCUUUCCAACUACGAUACGGGAUCGCCUCAGUCAGACUUUCAGCCUCGCUCUCUUGCUAGAACGGCCACUGGCCUAUCCAACGUCAGUUCUGCGCCUUCGCAGCAACCGAGCUUUCAGCCUCGGCCACUCACCAGAGCUGCGACUGGCAUGUCUAACAUUGGUCCUGGGCCUCAGCCGCAGCUUCAGCCGAAUCAGCCUCGUCCUCUUACUCGGGCUGCGACUGGGCUGUCUAACCCGAGCGCUGGAUCCCAGUCCCAAGCGAACUAUCAGCCCCCUAGGGCUGGAACAGUUCCACCUCAAAACAACUUUGGACCUGGCAUGCAACAACCACCUCCUCCUAGGGUUGGAACAGUCCCUCCGAGGAACGAUUUCGGACCUGCAAUGCAACAGCCAAAUUCUUCGUUCGGACGCGAUUAUACUGCUAGUCCUGCGCCUUACUCGAACCAGCCCGUCUUCCAGCCCCCUGCCAGGGCGCCGACUGCUCCUCCGAUGAGCUAUCCUAACAAUAACUACAGGGGUGUCGAGCCGACACCGAUCGGACAUACGUAUACUGGUAACCUCGGAAAUCAGAAUCAACACGACAACUUCUCGAGCGGUAGCCAAGUAUCUCAAACCAACAAUCCCUAUGGUGGCCUCGGUGACCAUAUGUCGAAUGGGUACGAUCGUGAUGGCUACGGUGGUGGUUAUGGCCAGGAUAUUUAUGGACAGGACAGCUACGGACAACCAGGAUAUGGGUAUGAUGCCACCGGCCAUGACAACUACGGACACGACAGCUAUGGGUAUCCUACGCAGAACAACUCACAGAUGCCACCAAGGCUGGGAAGUGCUCCACCGCCACAAACGCAACCCGGAUACCAACCGUAUAUUCCCCAAAGGAACAUGACUGCGCCGCCGGAGGGGCAACCACAAUAUCGCCAUCAGCAGAACCCUAGUAAGAGUUCUCUGACUAGUGUGGCUGAACUACCAGCCGAAUUACCGGUCAAAACCCCGAGUGAACAGCACCCCUCGGCCAGAGCAGGAAGUGUCACAUCAGAUUAUCUCGAGUACAUGAUGGACGGCUCACCUAGCUCAAGGAAGACGGAUGCUGCUCCCAAGCCGAGAAAUGGGAGCGUAAGCAGCCAAGGUAGUGCUGCUGCUAACCAGGAAGCCAAGAGCAGUGGGGCGCACUCUAGGCAAGGAAGCGCUGAUAGUGUUUCCAGGGCUGUUGACUCUGGCACUAAGAGCAGAAGCAGCAGCAGGAAGGGAAGCAUAGCUUCUUCAGUCGGCAGCAGUGAUCCUCACCAAAGGCAAGACAGUGUUGGCAGUGUUGCGUCCACUGCUUCUCGCCGGGAUCUGGAGGACAACAGCACUACUGCUGCUCAUGCCAGGCAAGCCAGCAGCGAUAGAGUCGCCCCCACCCAGACUCCCGCCAGCCGCGAGGACUACUUUGCCAACAACACCCUCAUCCGACAAGCAAGCAACGCUGCUGCUCCUUCCAGGGAUUAUCUCGGUAGCAGCAACGAUAACGAUGCCAGACCAGGGAGCAGCCAGAGCCGGGCCACUUCUCAGCAGCAGGAUGACGACGAAGACGAUUAUUUCGGCAUCAACCGUGCUCUCUCCCAACGCCAACAGAGAGGCGGUGCUUCUUCCGAUCGCGAGGUCGACAACAGUGAUGUUGAAGAUUACUUCGGUCCCACCACCUUUGGCAACACCUUCAUGCGGACCAACACAGCCCCCAUUGCUCUAGACAGCAACAACAACAACGAUAACUAUGAUGGUGUAAGGCCGAUAGCAAGGACGGCUACUGCUCCUCCUUUCCUCCAGCAGGUGCAACAACAGCAGCAACCUCAGCAAAGGCAACAACAACAGCAGUACAUGCUGCAGCACCGAGAGCAGGACGAGGAGGACUAUUUCAGCCAACCGAGCUACCAAUCGAGCUAUCAACCGAGCUACAACAAUUACAACAACAACGUUAAUAACUACAACAACACCACCAAUAAUGCUAUCAAUAACAAUGCCGGUAGAAAUAACAACAACAAUAACGGAUGGAACGAGGAUAUUGAACGAGGGGACAACCUUAUGAGGCAAAUGCCCCGCGGCAAUGGGGGCAACGGAGGAAACGGCGGAUAUGGAGGACAAGGACAAUAUGGAGGACAAGGAGGACAAGGAGGAGGAGGAGGAGGAGAUUAUGACUAUGACGGCAGUGGUUACGGCGGUGGUAGCAGGUGGUAG